GCCGACGUUAUGGGAGGCAGCGCCUCGGGCUGGAGCAGCGGCGGUGGUGCACGUAGGAGUGUCCUCGUGGGCGGCGCCGGAGGCGGGUUCUUGGCUGUACCGUCGGAGGGGUUGGGAGGAGCUGCCAGGGGGAGAAACAGCCGUGCCAGCAAUAGCGGUGGAGAGGAUGAAUGGCCUCGCCCCAAGAGCAGCGCAGGAGAAACAAAGAGGGAGAGGAGGGAUCUGUGGAGGUAGUGACGCUAGUCUGUGGAAUAUGGAUGGGACCCUGAUCUACGUUUUCUGGUUACCGACCCGCUGGCUGGUGGGCUGGUUGAAAAGGGAGGAGGGUUAGGGUCACAAAGUUCAAUACUGCCAGUUCUUGGGCUGGUCUGGUAUUGCUGGGUCUUGUUUCUUUUUUCUGCCUUCUGGAUUCACGCAAAAAUAGGGCGGAUGGGAUAAGUUGGGCAAGUGGUUACGAGGAGGAUUCACAAGAACGAGGUAAUGACGGAAACGAAGUUGAUGGUGUUGGUCAUUAGCAAAAAGAUACCAUUCAUGGAGGCAAAGUACCUAGGCGAAUUGUUUUGGUUUUUCGGUUACUGUUUUUUCUCUCUUUUGAAGUAUCCCCGAGCCAUAGAGACCUUGUUGGAUAUGGAGUCUACUCAUAGUUGUCUGCUUGCUUCGUCGGUUCUUCCGCUUGCCGCUAUUAGAGAUUGCUGCUUCGAAAAUCACCGGGACAGCAGAGAAACAAGGGAGUUCUAUACAGGCUAUCUGAAGGGCAGUGUAGUUCUAUUCGUACUCCCUUUCCUUCUCUUUGUGGUCCGAGGGGUAUAGACUCUGGUGAUAUAAGUCAGGCAAGGAUUAGUGAUAGUCUCGUGAUGAUGCUAGCCAAGGCUUGAAACUUUGAACUGAAAGAGCCUGGAACAGGCUCUUGAGGCGUCCGUCUAGUGUUGAUGGGACAGGGGGGGAUAAUCAGGAGUAGAUAGAAGUAUUAUUGUUGAUUGCGCGGCGGGCGACUAUUGAGUUUUCCCUCCUUCUGUUUUUGUAUGGCUCGCUGUAAUUGUGGUAGACUGUGCUCAUUAUGUGUGUCUACUGCGUAUAUAUACUUGGCCUUGACUGGACUCGAACUUCUCAUACUCGUUUAGACUCAGGUGGAAACUAUGGCAAGCUGAGAAUGGCCGGCUUAAACAUGGC
Molecule: messenger RNA, 1170 nt
Organism: Lasiosphaeria miniovina
Lineage: Eukaryota; Fungi; Ascomycota; Sordariomycetes; Sordariales; Lasiosphaeriaceae
Exons: 1
Coding region: 481-810 (109 amino acids)
Source: RefSeq, a predicted model, not a curated record